AUGCACGAAAUUACAACAGUCUUCCAGUACGUUUUCCACAGUAACCAGGACAUUGAAGGUAACGGCGUAGAGACGCUACAUGAUCCGUCUCCUGGUACUGGGAUAUUUGUGUCGCUGGGAACAGUGCUGAAAAAUGCAGGUUCCGAAGAAAUUGCUUUGUUGGUGUGGACGGCCGCUGGAUUAAACAGCCUUAUUGGAGCUUUCUGUUUCGUGGAACUGGGGGCACUACUACCGGCAUCUGGUGGGGACUACGCGUACUUUUCGGCAGCCGGGCGAGCGUUGGGGACGUACGGCGACUUUCCGGCGUUUCUUUACGCCUGGAGUUGCAUGGCCUUGUUAGAUCCCACGUCAAUCUCUGUCGAAGGCCUGAUGUUCUCCGCAUAUGAUCUAAGCCUAUUGUAUCCGGAAUGCACGCCACCUAACGGAGCAACUAUCUUGAUCGCCUUGCUGUACAUCAGUACCACCAUAUUCGUGGUGCCCAGCAUCGUCUUCCGAAACGCGGGUUCUGUCGGAACAGCCCUCGUGAUAUGGCUAGUGACAGGGGUCACUAAUGUCCUCGCUGGACUGUGCCACAUGGAGUUGGCAACGUUGCUACCGGCGUCUGGUGGUGGCUAUGCCUACGUGGUUGCCGGCAGCAAGUCCUUCGGGAGGUUUGGCGACGUCAUCCCAUUCAUGUACGCCUGGAACUUCCUCAUACUUGGCGAUCCCCUGAUCAUGGCGCUCCAGGCACAAAUUUUUGCAAGCUACAUCCUGUGCAUACCAUACCCUGGCUGCCUCCCACCUUACGCGGCAAAACUGCUCCUGGCUCUGGCGUUUACAUUAAAUCAUCUUUACGACGAUCCCUUGUUUAACGCCGAGACGACCGCCGGAAAACUUGCUGUUGCAUACUUUGCAACCCACAUACCUACAGGAGGAUGGAAGUUUGUGAGCAAUUUCGCUGGUGAAAUAGCCAAUCCGUCCCGCAACAUUCCGCUGGCGAUGUUUGGGGGACUGCUGAUUGCAACUCUUUUCGUCUUCCUCUACAACCUUUUUCUAUUCACGGUCCUCGACUCGGCGGCUAUGGCGAGUACGGAGGUCGUCGCAGUCACCUUCGUCGCCGCAACGUGGGGUAGCAAGGCGGCAACCCUGAUGCCUCUCCUCAUAGCCGUUGGGCUCUUCGGCACGUCAUGCGCCGUCUUCUUCGCCAAUAGUAGAGUUAUCCUUGCGGCAGCGAGACAGCGCCAUUUCCCGGCCAUCUUCUCUACGGUCAACGUAGACAGCGGGGUGCCCCUAACGUCGCUGUUACUUCGUGCGCUCCUGUCAAUGUUGUACACAUUUCUGGGAUCCGUCACGUUUAUCGUGGAGGCUCUUCCUCUCAUUUACUCGUUGAACAACGGCCUGAUCUUAGUGUCGUUCUUUGUGCUACGGGUCUCCAUGAAGGACGCCCCAAGGCCUUACCGGGCACCUACCGUGCUGGCAGCCAUCCGCGUUUUGGCUUUCUUGAUCCCACUUGGCGCGCGCCUUGUGCAGCCUGUGGACUUCCUUCCGUUUGCUUUCCUGGCCGGUGGCUCAAUUGCUGGCUGUGCUUAUUACGUGGUGUUUGUUCGGCUUAGAUUAGCGCUUCCCGGAGCUCCCACAUUUACCUGCUUCCUUCAAAAGCUGCUGAAGAGUUGCGCUUGUGUUGAUGAACUCGAGGUUAUGCUGCGUGAAAAGAUGUAG
Messenger RNA from Ixodes scapularis (black-legged tick), 1698 nucleotides. RefSeq names its product Y+L amino acid transporter 2-like. The record is from RefSeq and is a predicted model, not a curated record. Bases 1 to 1698 code for a protein of 565 amino acids. Lineage: Eukaryota; Metazoa; Arthropoda; Arachnida; Ixodida; Ixodidae. The transcript has 7 exons. Gene Ontology annotation, cellular component: membrane. Gene Ontology annotation, molecular function: L-amino acid transmembrane transporter activity. Gene Ontology annotation, biological process: amino acid transmembrane transport.